UGCACAGAUUUUGUUCUAGAACCAUCUACACUGCCUGACGACUGUUUACCACGCUUCGAUUCCUUGCCUGAAACACUCGUCACUAAGCGGGUUCGUCGCCGCUUCUUUAGCUCCUAUUCUCCGGCGAAUUCAUGGCGACUGGGCUAUCCCGAUGCAGCUUGGGCACUUCCUCUACCGUCUCCCUCCACCCUCCUCUUGCCACUUCGAGGCUCAGUUCCGGUCGAUCUCCCGGACCUCCUCGUUCCUUCCUCUGCCACCCCAAUCCAGAAGCGGAUUUACUUCGGCCGGAUUGAGAUGCAAGGUGGGUCAGAGGGGGCGUCGGAUGGGGAUCUGGUGCGAAACGGCUGAAGCUUCAAGGGAGAAAUUCGAGUACCAGGCUGAGCAAAAAAGUGAAACUGUCGUCUCGACGACCCCUCUAGGGUGGCCUCCCACUGUCUAGAAAGGAGGUAAAUCAUGAGGGGCUUCGCCUAGCAAUAACAGCGCAUGCAAGAAGAGGUUGAGGCAACUAGUGAAGCAUUGCACACCUAUUGGGAAUUGACUCGAGACCUAUUGGUAGUAAUACCCUUGCAUGAGCUAACUGCGUUAGCCGUGGGGGCAAGAUGGAUGCUUUUAUUGACAUGUCAUUCCGAUGUGGUUUGGUUAUAAUAUAGUAUGCUUGCAUUAUACAGCAAUGCAAGUGAUGCUCUGGACUAGCUGACCCCACCUAGUGGGUUGUAGAUUCCUUAGCCGCUCGGAGUCGACUCUAGACCUAUUGGCAGUAACACCCCUGUAUGAACCAACCACGCUAGCCCGUGGGGACAAGAUGGGCGCUUUUAUUGACAUGUCAUUCCGAUGUGGUUUGGUUAUAAUAUAAUAUGUUUGCAUUAUACAACAAUGCAAGUGAUGCUCUGGACUAGCCGACCCCAUCUAAUGGGUUGCAGAUUUCUCGCUAAUGAGUGAUGCGGUCAUUAGGGUGACCUGGAAAUUCGCAUCAAGCCUGAUCUAGAUAAUGAGAUAUUGGUAUUGGAAUGACCAAAUAAGAGCUAAUCGAUUGCUUGGAAUUGUUGCUCAGCGUGGAACAUCAACAUUUUUGAAAGCUCUAAAGGUUGAGAAAGAAGAGGAACCAAAAGAAGGAGAGGAAGCCAAACCUGAGGGUGAGAAGAAAAAGAAGAAAACUGUGACUGAGAAGUAUUGGGACUGGGAAUUAGCAAAUGAGACAAAACCUAUGGAUGUGAAAUCCAAAGGAAAUCAAGAAAGAUGAAUAUAAUGAGUUCUACAAAAAGGUAUUCAAUGAGUUCCUGGAUCCUCUUGCUUACACCCACGUCACCACAGAGGUAUUUUGUAACUAAAUAUAUCUUGAGAGAUUCUGGAAAGCAGAACCAGAAUCAAUAUGCAGAUAAAUUUGACAUAAUUCUUUACUAAACAGGGUGAGGUGGAAUUUAGGAGUGUUCUAUAUAUACCUGGAAUGGCACCUCUAAAUAAUGAGGAUAUUGUAAAUCCCAAGACAAAAUAUUUACGUUAAGCGUGUUUUUAUUUUUGAUGACUUUCAUGGUGAACUGGCGAGCUUAAAAUAAAUCAUUUCUUGUUUGGAGAUAUAUGUAGUUGUAUUAUUUAUAAACACUUAAUAGUUUAUAUAUCUCAAUAUGCUGAUGAUUAGUCCAAAUUUUCAGUUUCCUCAGUACUUGAGUUUUGUAAAGGGUGUAGUUGAUUCAAAUGUCCUCGCAUGUCUCACGGGAGAUCUUUCAAGAAAGUCGAAUUGUAAGUUGUUUAUUUUUGAUAAAUUUCUCCCUGUUGACUACUUCUG
Molecule: messenger RNA, 1783 nt
Organism: Zingiber officinale
Lineage: Eukaryota; Viridiplantae; Streptophyta; Magnoliopsida; Zingiberales; Zingiberaceae
Product: heat shock protein 90-5, chloroplastic-like
Exons: 7
Coding region: 989-1240 (83 amino acids)
Source: RefSeq, a predicted model, not a curated record